CAACUUCAGACCGCCAUGAGCGCCCCCAAAACCCUCAAGACGUUCACGCUCGAGGACGUCGCAAAGCAUAACAAGGAGGGGGAUCUAUGGAUUGUCAUUGAUUCCAAAGUCUACGAUGUAUCCCGGUUCGCGGACCUUCACCCGGGAGGGGCGUCCGUAUUCUACGUACCCGCCGUCGCUGGCCAAGACGCCACGCAAGUCUUCUUCGGCCUCCACCGACAUGAAGUGCUCCUCCGCCCCCAAUACGCGCGCCUGCAAAUCGGCACGAUAGCCGGCCAGGAGGAGACGAUCAAGCCGCUCGCGGCGGGCGAGACGUCCCAGGUCCCGUACGCCGAGCCCACCUGGCUGUCGAACGGGUUCCACAGCCCGUACUAUACGGACAGCCAUAGACGGUUCCAGCGGGAGGUGCGUAAGUUCUUCGUGGAGGUGGUGCAGCCGGACGCGCUCCGGUGCGAGGAGAAUGGGAAGAGGAUUAGCCAGGAGGUCGUGGAUAAACUUGCGGAGACAAAUAUCAUUGCCAUGCGCCUUGGCCCCGGGAAGCACUUACAAGGCCGGACAUUGAUGGGAGGAAUCGUCAAAGCAGAGGAAUUCGAUUACUUCCACGAGUUGAUCAUAAACCUGGAAGUCGGUCGCCUGGGUACGCGAGGUUAUGUCGACGGGUUAUUGGCAGGCAUUGUCAUCGGUCUCCCGCCCGUCCUAAACUACGGGUCGCCGGAGCUGCAGGCAGCUGUGGUGCCCGACGUGCUUGCUGGGAAGAAAUUUGUCGCGCUGGCAAUUAGUGAGGCCUUUGCUGGGAGUGAUGUUGCUGGGCUCCAGACGACGGCGGAGAAGGACGGUGAUCAUUGGGUAAUCUCGGGGACCAAAAAGUGGAUCACGAACGGUACCUUCGCGGAUUACUUCACGACAGGAUGUAGAACUGAGGGCGGUUUCACUGUCAUUCUCAUCCCACGAGGCGAAGGUGUCUCCACAAAGGGUAUUAAGACAUCCUACUCCUCUGCAGCCGGAACAGCAUAUGUCACCUUCGACCGCGUCCGCGUGCCAAUCGGUAACACACUGGGCAAGGUCGGCGGCGGCCUCGGGGUCAUCCUGAGCAACUUCAACCACGAGCGGUGGAUGGUGACCACGACGAGCGUCGGCGCGCAGCGCAUGAUCCUCGAGGAGUGUCUGAAAUGGUCGAACCAGCGGAUGGUAUUCGGCAAACCCCUGGUCUCGCAGGCGGUCAUCCGGGCGAAGCUCGCGAACAUCAUAGCCCGCGUGGAGGGGUGCCAGAACUGGCUCGAGUCCGUUACCCACCAGAUGAACAACAUGUCGUACGCGCAGCAGGCCGAUAAGCUAGCCGGGCCCAUUGGGCUUCUCAAACAGUUCGUAUCGCGCACUGGCCGUGAGACGGCCGAGGAUGCCACGCAGAUAUUCGGCGGCCGGGGGAUUACGGUGGGUGGGAUGGGCAAGUACAUUGAAAACUACCAUCGCACGUCGCCGUACGAUGCGAUCCUGGCUGGUGCGGAGGACGUACUCGGAGACCUGGGCGUGAGACAGGCGAUUAAAAAGAUGCCGAAGAAUGCGAGGUUGUAGGAGUGCUUGAGGCAGUAGAACGUUGACGGUUGCGGUGCUGUAUCUAUUGCUUGCUUAAAUGGAUCUGGAUUCUAAGCUGUAGCCUGUCCGUUCGCGGUUGAUAUUGCUAUGGACCCAUUAAAUGUGAUUCAGGAUAUUGUCG
Molecule: messenger RNA, 1714 nt
Organism: Gloeophyllum trabeum ATCC 11539
Lineage: Eukaryota; Fungi; Basidiomycota; Agaricomycetes; Gloeophyllales; Gloeophyllaceae
Product: peroxisomal acyl-CoA-dehydrogenase
Exons: 12
Coding region: 16-1572 (518 amino acids)
Molecular function (GO): acyl-CoA dehydrogenase activity; flavin adenine dinucleotide binding
Source: RefSeq, a predicted model, not a curated record